Molecule: messenger RNA, 1055 nt
Organism: Uranotaenia lowii
Lineage: Eukaryota; Metazoa; Arthropoda; Insecta; Diptera; Culicidae
Exons: 2
Coding region: 115-987 (290 amino acids)
Source: RefSeq, a predicted model, not a curated record
AGAUGGCUUCUUGAAACUGUCAACACAAAAAAAAUUGCUUAAACAUUUUCGGCUACUGUUUUGGUCAAACGGGACCUUCUAAAUUUUUCGUUUUGAGUUCGUUUCGAUUACAAAAUGGCACAAAAUCUCUCGGAGACGGUCGACAAAGUUUUCCCGACAUCCGGUCAGAUCAAUACCGAAAAUUUGCACCACUUGCUUCACGUGGUUGUUUUGAAUUUGAACGAAGCCAACGGAUUACGCACCGAUUACAAAUGUGCGCUAGACGGCCAAAAGCCGAUUUGCAAAGAGGCGGAAAAUCUUGCAGCGAUCCAGGGGAAAAUAAGGGAGCUGUGCGCGAUGACCGAAAUUCAAACCAAAACUCUGUCCGAGCUGGAACUGAAAGUUAGUACUUUGGAAGGUGAAGUCAUCAAAGGAAAAAAGUGUACCAGGUGUGGAAAAACAAUAGCUGGUGGAGCAGCCGAAAGUGGAGCUACCGAAAGUGGAGCUGCCGAUAGUGGGGCGAAAUCAUCCAGUAAAUCGCCCUGUAAGAAAACGAAAAGCGAUUGCAAUGUGGCCAAAUGUAAGCAAAGUGCUUCAAAUUGCGGUCCACCUUGCAGCAGCAGCAACAUCAAACCCGGUGGCCGCUCUCCCUGUGCCGACACCAAAGGCCAAAUCAAAAUACCGGAACUAGACGAAUGGGUGAGCACCCGGCUUCAAAAUUCCGCCAACAUUCCGGGGCUGAAGGAAAAAAUCGACAAGCUGAUCCAGCAGCAGAUGGGGAGCACGAUGAUGCCGGAACUGAAGCAACAGAUCGAGGCCUUGAUUGCGCAGACUACCCGGGCCAGCCAAAAGAAGGGCGUUCCGUUCUGUAUGUCCUGUCAAGAUCAGCCCGGCGCCGGAGGACGCCGGUCCUCCAAAACUCAACUGUUGAGCAGCGCCGAUUGCCUGUGCAUGGCCAAGCGGAAGCUGAAAAAUGCCUCCAAGAUGCAGGUGCGGGAAAGAAGUUGAAAAAGGUGAAGAUUGUUGGAGAAAAGUUGACACAAAAUUCCUACUUUCAUUUAAUAAAACUUAGUUGA